Gigantopelta aegis is the source of this 1929-nucleotide messenger RNA. Its product is annotated as zinc finger protein 665-like. Gene Ontology annotation, cellular component: nucleus. Gene Ontology annotation, biological process: regulation of transcription by RNA polymerase II. The record is from RefSeq and is a predicted model, not a curated record. The coding region runs from base 285 to 1868 and encodes 527 amino acids. Gene Ontology annotation, molecular function: DNA-binding transcription activator activity, RNA polymerase II-specific; RNA polymerase II cis-regulatory region sequence-specific DNA binding. The transcript has 5 exons. NCBI's taxonomy places the organism in Eukaryota, Metazoa, Mollusca, Gastropoda, Neomphalida, Peltospiridae.
GAUUACUGUUUCUAUUUCCGCUCUAUUUGUAUGGACAAUGAAUAUAUAGCUGUUGGUGGAUUCAGCUUAUUAGUAUAAUUUGAUGUAUUGUGCGAUUAUAAACUCAAAUUAAUAAUCCAGUAUCUGUUUUAUAAUUGCAUCCAUAUAGUAAACAUAUGAAUGUUUAUUCCUUCUUGAUAUGAAUGAAGCUCUCCAAAGAAAACAAUAUAUUCAGAUGAUUGCUGGACUCAAAGUGGAGGUGUGUUUGCAAAACGUCAACUGAAGACCUGCAUCUGAAGACCAGCAUGUCGUUCAGUGAUAAAUCACGUUUCCAAUGUGAAAUCUGCUCAAAGAGUUGUAAAGCCAAGUCUUAUCUAGAAACACACAUGCGUGUUCAUACUGGUGAAAAACCUUUCAGCUGUGGAAUGUGCAUAAAGGAUUUCUCAACCAAGAGUAACAUUAUAAGACACAUGCAGAUCCACAUCGGUGAAAAACCUUUCAGGUGUGGAAUGUGUUUAAGGGAUUUCUCAGCGAAGAGGAGCAUUAUAACACAUAUGCAGAUCCACACUGGAGAAAAACCUUUCAGAUGUAUGACAUGCUUCGAACGUUUUCCCUUGUUGUCUUACCUAAAACAGCAUAUGUUGAUUCAUACUGGUGAGACACCUUUCAAAUGUGCAGUGUGCACAAAAUAUUUUUCACAUAGUUACAUUUUGAAACAGCAUAUGUUGAUUCAUACUGGGGAGAAACCUUUCAAAUGUGAUGUGUGCACAAAAUGUUUUUUGCGUGGUUCCAACUUGAAACAACAUAAGUUGAUUCAUACUGGCGAGAAACCUUUCAAAUGUGAAGUUUGCACAAAAUGUUUUACACAGAGAUCCAGGUUGAAACAACAUGUGUUGAUUCAUACUGGUGAGACAACUUUCAAAUGUGAAGUGUGCAAUAAAUGUUUUGCAAAUAAUUCCUUCUUGAAACGGCAUAUUUUGAUUCAUAAUGGGCAGAAACCUUUUGAAUGUGCAGUUUGCAAAAAAUGUUUUCCAUAUAAUUCCUUCUUGAAACGACAUAUGUUGAUUCAUAAUGGUGAGAAACCUUUCAAAUGUGAAGUGUGCACAAAAGGUUUUAUGUAUGGUUCCAACUUGAAACAACAUAUGUUGCUUCAUACUGGCGAAAAACCUUUCAAAUGUGAAACAUGCAAAAAAUGUUUUACACAUAGUUCAUGGUUGAAACAGCAUAUGCUGGUUCAUACUGGGGAGAAACCUUUCAAAUGUGAAGUGUGCACAAAAUGUUUUACAUAUGGUUCCAACUUAAAACAACAUAUGUUGAUUCAUACUGGUGAGACACCUUUCAAAUGUGAAGUGUGCACAAAAUGUUUUACACAGAGAUCCAGCUUGAAACAACAUAUGUCGGUUCAUACUGCAGGGAACAUUCUGUUCACUAUUGCGUCGCGAAUCGCUAUGCAAGAUUCAGAGAUUAGUUUUUAUCUGGUGGUGCUGAAACUUGAAUUCAAUAUGGUGAAGGUGGGACGGUGUGUGUUUCCCGUGAUCGUGACUAUGUGCAUCUACAAAACAAAAUUGCCUAUAGCACAGCACAACUCGAAACGAAUCUGGUCCGAUUUGAAACAUCAUAUAGUGAUUCAUACUGGCGAGAAACCUUUCAAAUGUGAAGUGUGCACAACAUGGUUUAGGCACAGUUGCAAUUUAAAACAGCAUAUGUUGAUUCAUACUGGUGAGAAACCUUUCAAAUGUGAAGUGUGCACAAAAUGUUUUAGACAGAGUUCUACCUUGAAACAACACAUGUUGAUUCAUACUGGUGAGAAACCUUUCAAAUGUGAAUUGUGCUCAAAAUGUUUUUCACAGUGUUCCAGCUUGAAAAAGCACAAAAAGGUUCAUAUGUAGUUCCAUCUUUAAAAAACCAAAAAACAUAUGUUGACUCAUACUGGUAAGAAACCUUUCAAAU